Messenger RNA from Chenopodium quinoa (quinoa), 579 nucleotides. RefSeq lists its product as uncharacterized. The record is from RefSeq and is a predicted model, not a curated record. NCBI's taxonomy places the organism in Eukaryota, Viridiplantae, Streptophyta, Magnoliopsida, Caryophyllales, Amaranthaceae. Bases 1 to 579 code for a protein of 192 amino acids. The transcript has a single exon.
AUGAACAAGAUGCCAACUAAUCUCAAAGAUCCCAAAAACUUCUCUAUCCCUUAUGCCGUUAACAAGAUGCAAAUUGAUAAUGCUUUAUGUGACUUAGGGGCUAGUGCUAGCCUAAUGCCAUAUUCGGUCUAUCAAAGACUUGAGCUAGGGGAACUUUUGCCUUCUAAUAUUACCUUGCUAUUGACCGAUAGGUCAAUUAAGAUUCCUAAGUGUAAGGUGGAGGAUGUUCCUUUGAGAUUAGGGAAGUUUGUGAUUUUAGUGGACUUUGUGGUUCUUAAAAUGGAUAAAGAUGCUACCAUUCCUAUAAUUCUUGGUAGACCUUAUCUUACUACCUCGGGUGCCAUGGUUGAUGUUACGAGUGCAAAAUUUUUACUUAAGGUAGGAUAUGAGGUCAUUGAAUUUGACAUGUAUGAAAGCAUGAAGAAUCCAUGUUCUUCUUUAGAAAAUUGUAUGAUGAUUGACUCUCUUGAUCAUGUUGUGUCUUCCAUGCAUGAGCACUUGCUCACUUCUAACGAUGAGAUAGGUGCUCUUAGCAAGGAAAUAUCUUGGUAUGAAGAUGUGCUCAUGAAAGGCCUUUAG